Messenger RNA from Pyricularia grisea, 546 nucleotides. RefSeq lists its product as uncharacterized. Lineage: Eukaryota; Fungi; Ascomycota; Sordariomycetes; Magnaporthales; Pyriculariaceae. The record is from RefSeq and is a predicted model, not a curated record. The coding region runs from base 1 to 546 and encodes 181 amino acids. The transcript is spliced from 2 exons.
AUGACAUCCGGGGAUAUCUUCUCUGGCUUUACGGUCAAUGUUGUCGUUGUCGCCGUCGUCGACUUUGGUUUUGUCGUUCUCCCCCCACCACCAAUGACCCCCGAUAUCUUUGUGCCGGAUGUCACAGGCAACGCAGGGGCAGAUACCGCGUUGAGGAUACCCGGAUUCACUCUAGCACCGCCCCGUGUGUUCCGCCCGUUGGGUACUGUUGCUAUUACUGUUGUCCCGCCGCCGCGUGGUCUGCCCCCAGUGACUACUCGUGUUCCACCCUUUUUUGGUUGUGCGGCGCGGACCUGGCGGGCUUCUAAUCCUCCAGAGUCGUCACCCGCAAGCUCAGACUUGGCAGUGGCUGCUUGGUCAUUUUGCCCGUCCAUCACCGGCACCGGCAGCGACACAGAGAUCGGAUCGGCCGUGCUGCUGUCGCGGGGCAUGACCGCUCGUGGUACAUCCACAGACCCGGGACGUACGAUUGGGCCGGCCAGCGUGGUGCUUGCAGCCACGAGACCCAGUAAAACUGCUUUGAGAUACGGCAUUGCUGGUGUUUGA